AUGAAACUCGUAUUUAUCGCGCAGUCAAUCGUCGCUUUGGCCGCGUCGGGGCAACACCCAUUGGGAACCACUGGUGCCGGCCACGCCGUGCGAAAAACACCAUCCACGCCCGACUUUGCCAACUUUACGACAGAUGCCAUGGAAGAAUGGCGGGUGCCGGGCGUUUCGAUUGCCGUAGUCGACGGCGACAGAGUCUUUUCCGAGGGAUUCGGCUUUGCGACAUUGCCAGACAUAAAGGCUACUUCGGAUACGCUCUGGUCUACGGGCUCGACAACCAAAGCCUUCACUGCUGCCGCACUGUCCCUUCUCGUCGCCAGCAAGAACUACUCGGAGCUGGCCCAGGGCUGGGCAACGCCCGUUUCGUCCAUUAUCCGCGACGACUUUGUGCUCUUUGGUGCGUGGGCCACUGCUCACAUUACCCUCGAAGAUGCCGUCUGCCAUCGCACAGGCAUCCCCAGGCAUGACUGGUCAAUCCCCGAUAGUGUCAACGGUCGGCCAGCUACCAUGCGGGAUCUAACAAGAAAUCUCCGACACCUUCGCCCCAGCGAGGAGCCACGGGUCAAGCUGCAGUAUUCCAAUUACAUGUUUGGAGUCCUCUCGCAUGUCAUUGAGGUUCUGACGGGCAACGGGCUGGAGCGUGUGUUGCGGGAAUACAUCUGGGCGCCGCUGGGGAUGAACAGCACAUCGUUCGGGGCCGGCAAGGGCCGCAAGACCCCCGAGCGCCUGUCCACGGGAUACUACUGGCAUCCUAGGAAACAAGAGUUUGUUCCCGUGUCACACGAGCCCCUGGACCUGUUCUCCGGGACCGGUGCCGUUGUGUCAUCCGUCACUGACUAUGCCGAGUGGCUCAAGUGCCUGCUGCGUGAGGCGGAUCCAUUCCCGAGCGCCGUCCACCGUGAUAUCAGGCGACCUCGCAUGAUUGGCACUCCGGAGCAAAACUUUGGACCAGACGUCACCUUGUACGGCCUGGCCUGGGAGAGGACGACCUUGCACGGCUCUGUAGCUUACAAGCAUGGGGGAACCACGGCGUCCGGCGGUGCACAAGUCAUGUGGCUGCCCGACUUGAAGUACGGAAUCGUCGUCUUUGCCAACUCCGGUGCUGCUUCGCGUUCCCUGAACAACAUUCUUUCGCUUCGAUUGCUCGAGGAUAGGCUUGACAUUCUCCCAGAGGACCGAUACGGAGCUGCUGACAAAGAUGUCCUCUAUCCAGAGAGACCGGCGACACCGCUGCCGCCCACCGCACCCCAAAGCCAACUAAUAGGCAAGUACUACGAGUCAGGCUACGGCGUGAUGUAUCUCACCGAAGAUACCGACUCGGACAAGAGCUCUGGUACACGGACGAUUUUGGUAGGCCGUCGCCCCGACAGAGCGUCCUUGGGCCAAGUCCGCUUCGAGCAUGUUUCUGGCGACUAUUGGAUCGCUCAUUUGUGGGAUCCAGACGUCGAGGACAGCCCCGACUAUGGCGGCGGACACUUCAAGUUUGAUGUCGGCGGGCGGGUGGCCGCGUUGGAAAUCACCAUUUCGCUGCCGGGGCAGGACAUAAAUGAAGGCACAAUCACGUUUGAGAGGCUAGGGUAG
Molecule: messenger RNA, 1578 nt
Organism: Metarhizium acridum CQMa 102
Lineage: Eukaryota; Fungi; Ascomycota; Sordariomycetes; Hypocreales; Clavicipitaceae
Source: RefSeq, a predicted model, not a curated record